Molecule: messenger RNA, 2597 nt
Organism: Rhea pennata
Lineage: Eukaryota; Metazoa; Chordata; Aves; Rheiformes; Rheidae
Gene: CDH17
Product: cadherin 17
Exons: 16
Coding region: 1-2460 (819 amino acids)
Biological process (GO): cell-cell junction assembly; calcium-dependent cell-cell adhesion; multicellular organism development
Cellular component (GO): adherens junction; catenin complex; plasma membrane
Molecular function (GO): cadherin binding; calcium ion binding
Source: RefSeq, a predicted model, not a curated record
AUGUGCCAGAAUUUCGGGAACCUACAUCUAACUGGACCUCUGAAGGACAUGAAUUUCUCUGUUCCAGAGGGAUCUGGAGUGCGCCUCAUAUACCAGUUCACAUCUGAGCCACCUGCUGUGAGUUUCAGAGCGACUGGUGAAAAAGACGGAAUACUCGACGUCACGCCGGAGACGGGAGUCCUGUACCUCAAUGGGUCUCUAGACUGGGAGAACAAAACAAAGUACAGCCUGCAGGUGGAAAGUCUGGAUGAAAAGGGACAGCGAGUGAAAGGUCCAUACACUGUUAUAAUUUUUGUUGAGGAUAUCAAUGACAACCCACCAGAAUUUGAUCAGCUAAAGUACACUGGAGUAGUGAGGCAGAACUCCCGUCCAGGGAAGCCCUUCAUGUAUGUCCAUGCCACCGACCGUGAUGAUCCUUCAACUCCUCAUGCACAGCUGACUUACAGCAUUUUCCACCAUUUUCCCAACCCUUAUUCGAAAAUGCUUUUCCAGAUCAACAAUGUAACUGGAGCAAUCUCACCGAGUAUUACAGGCUCCUAUUACUUAGAUCCCAAAAAGCAGGACACCUUCACUCUUGUGGUCACUGUGAAGGACAUGGCAGGGAUGACAACAAACGCUUUCACCAAUAGUGCUGACGUGGUCAUCACUGUGAAGGAGAGUCUGUGGAAGGCACCUCCCACCAUCCACAUCCAAGAGAACUCCACCCAGGACCACCCUGUCAGAAUCACCCAGGUGCACUCAAAUGAACCAGAUGUAAUAUAUGAGCUUUUUGAAAAAGAACAGCUGCCCAAGCUCCCAUUUUCUGUCGAUCAGAACGGAGUUAUUUAUGUGACUGAGCCACUGGACAGGGAAAAAAAAGAUGCUUAUUCAUUCUUUGUGAUCACAAAAGACAAAGAAGGAGAACUGGUGGACAAGCCUCUGAAGAUUUCUGUUGAAGUGGAAGACAUAAACGACAAUCCUCCCGUGUGCCAGAAGGCUCUCACUGUCUUUGAAGUUCAAGAGAAUGAAGGUGCAGGAAGUAAUAUUGGAACUGUGUCUGCUACGGACAUGGAUGAGAAAGACACCCUGAAUUCUCGUCUGCAGUACAGAAUUGAGAGCCAGGUUCCGGCAGUUCCUGCAAGUGAUCUCUUCUUUAUUCAGCAAGACACUGGGAAACUGCAGUUAAUUAACCGUUCGUUAAACAAGCGUAUUGCUUCCAAUUAUUCCUUGAAGGUGUUGGUGACAGAUGUAGCAUUCCAAACAAUCUGUGAUGUGCAAAUACAUGUCAUUGACAUCAAUGAUCAGAUUCCCAUCUUUGAAAAAUCAGAUUAUCAGAAUGUGACUGUUGCAGAAGAUCUCCCAGUAGGAACAGUGAUACUAGAAAUUCAAGCUACUGAUGCAGAUGAGCCUCUCACAGGGAGUUCUUACAUUGUUUACGAAGUUAAGGAAGGAGAUCCGAACAAAACGUUCAUCAUAGCCACAGAUCUAGAAACAAACCGAGGAUUCAUCAAGAUUAACAAGGCUCUCGAUUUUGAAACAACACAAGUGUACAACCUGGUGAUCAAUGCCACAAACCCUGAACCUUUGGUGCCAGGAGUGCAGUAUAACUCAAGCUCCAUCGCGGUCUUCAAAGUUUUUCUAACAGAUGUGGAUGAACCGCCUGUUUUCAGCAGAGAAACUUAUAUAGGAGAAGCAUUUGAAAAUAUUCCUGUCAAUACCCUGGUCAUGACAGUGGAAGCCUAUGAUCCUGAGGGGGAUACUGUACGAUACUCCUUAGAAGGAGAUGUGAAGAAAUGGCUGAGGAUUGAUUCAUCCACUGGGGAGAUAUACACCGCUUCCCCGCUGGAUCGAGAACAAGAACAAGCGUAUGAAGUUCAGGUUGUUGCAUCAGAGUCAAAUAGCGUAGCUCAGAAAUCCAAAGCAACCUUCAUAAUGAACUUAAAGGAUGUGAAUGAUAACCCUCCACGCUUAGCUAUGGAUUAUAUUCCGUUCUUCUGCCACCCGCUCAGUGAAGGAGAGAGAACACUGAUUCAAGCCACUGAUGAUGAUGAACAGAAGUUUUAUUCAACGUUUACCUUUUCUCUUAAGGAUGAUAUGAAUACAAGAAAUAAUUGGGAAAUCUCAAAAGUCAACAGUACUCAUGCUUAUCUUUCUCCAAAACAUACUAACUUUGAAGAGAAGGUCUAUAAUGUUCCAGUAAUAAUUAAUGACAACGGAAGACCACCUUUGGAAGGAGAAAUAAAUCUUGAAGUAAACAUCUGCAAGUGUUCAAGCGAAAGGUCAUGUUUUAUAGAGGUACAACGUGAGCACUCCUGGCCAACUGCAGGUCAGGCAAUUGGGAUUAUUCUUGGGGUAUUGCUCAUCAUUGGUUCCAUUAUAGGCGGUGUGUUUUUUCACAUGAAAUACAAACAGAAAGAUAAAAAGAAGAGCCAUCAGGAAGAUGUAAAGGAUCAGGCUGAACUCUAUAAUCUGACUAAAUGACUGUUUAUUUCAUCAAGAGAAAAAAUGACGUUUGGGCUGGGAAGAAGUGACCUUUGUAGCUCCCAAAGCCCAGAAGCAUAUUACCAUGAACUGAGGGUAUGAACAUGCAAAAGCAAGCUCCCAUGGUUUUGUCCUCA